CGAAUUCAUGCUCCCGCAGGUCCAGAUAAUGGCACCACUGUGAGUACCCACGAUCACCAUCGCCCCGUGAACUGUCGGUGUCGAGCCCUCCGUUUGGGCCACGGUGUCUUGCCUCCACCUUCACCGUGCCCCGCUCACCUCACCCGCGAUUUCCUCCAUCUUGAGCCACUGUACUACCUCGACUACCUCCUCCCUAAUCCCUCUCAUACUCAGU
Sphenostylis stenocarpa is the source of this 214-nucleotide messenger RNA. Lineage: Eukaryota; Viridiplantae; Streptophyta; Magnoliopsida; Fabales; Fabaceae. The record is from the annotation of a GenBank genome assembly.